Aspergillus sclerotioniger CBS 115572 is the source of this 681-nucleotide messenger RNA. RefSeq lists its product as uncharacterized. NCBI's taxonomy places the organism in Eukaryota, Fungi, Ascomycota, Eurotiomycetes, Eurotiales, Aspergillaceae. Gene Ontology annotation, biological process: reciprocal meiotic recombination. The record is from RefSeq and is a predicted model, not a curated record. The transcript has 3 exons. The coding region runs from base 1 to 681 and encodes 226 amino acids.
AUGAAUCCGCUGUCUCAACAGCCCCCCGAUUCCACCACUCUCGCUCGUCUAUCAUUAGCCAAAUUCUCUCAUACGACGACAUCACUUAACCACCGAGGGCCACUCCACUGGAGCCAUGUGAUGGGAAACGGGAACCUGAUCGGCAUAUUUGAGAAGCGCGCAAUGACAAGUUUCACACCAGACAGAGUACUAUUGAAGGUCCUUGGUGUCCAUGAGACCCUGGAAGAGAUCGACCUUACCCACUUCGCUAUCGAGUCCGGAAACAUAACCCAUUUUAGCCAAAGUGCAGCGUCAAAACCAAUCUUCGCUGUAGUCGUGAAGCUACCCUGCCUUGCAGUGAAAUACCCACGAGGAAACAUGGUUCACCGCUUCCAGAUCAAGUUCUCCUUCGACCGAGACUUCUAUACGGCUUUGGCCAUUCUCAGCGAUAUGAAAUGCCCAUUCUCGGAGGCCAGUGUUGGCUCCAUGCGGAAACUAACCUCAUCUCAGUGGAACUCGGGAUCAAUCGAGUGCGGAUCUAUAGCCAGGGAGCCAACAUAUGGCUUGGGAAUGCCGGGUUCAUCUGCUUCUCAUCCCGUUACUCUAUUCCAACACCCCUCAACAACCAGUACAUCGGGUUCAUCAUCUAGCGUUACAGCAGGCAAGUAUCCUAGACUCCCAAUGACAGACAUUAAAACCUAA